CAGAGUGCAACUUAAACAUCUAACCAAAUCCGUUUUACUCUGCAUCUUUCUGAGUGUGGAUAUUCACAACAGUGAGGACGACAUGCAUCAGCCAGCCACAUAAACAAAAUACAGCAGCGUCUUAUUGUUCUACAGAAUCGGGACAAGUCAUUAUAAGUUAUGUGCUGAAGUUAUGGAGGAGUUAUGUGCUGGUUACCUGUACAAGUCCCCCCAACCAAGCCUGUUUAGAUUACAGAAAUCAUGGAAGCGGAGGUAUUUUGUUCUUCUGAAAAAAAGUAGUACUUCAUACCAUCUUCAAUAUUAUAAAAAUGAACAAAUAAAAACGACAGAACCACUUGGAGUCAUCGAUCUGUCUCAGAUAUCGUUGAUGUUUCUGAAACCUGAGAACCACUCUAUGUGGAAAUGGGUCCAUGAAAAUUUUAGAUGCUCUCCAUCCUGUGUUCUUUUUAUGAAAGUGGAUAACAGAGACUUUUUUCUCAUUGGGGACAGCAGUCCUGAGAUUGAAAGGUGGUUUGAUGUCUUAUAUCAUGCUAUGAAUAAUCGCCCACACAAACUGCUUGAUCCUAAGGAAAGUGUGAAAAUCAGAGAGAUAAGUGCCCCUGCAAACUCACUAAAGACAGACCAGAGGGUUGAGUGGGGACUGGAUGCAAGUUAAGACUAUGACAUUCUGAUCAACAUGAUCAACAUGAAAAAUAAGUACUUUAAUGUACAUAUCUUAGUCUUGGUAUUUUUUUUUUUAAUCCUUACAUUUGCAUUGAUAUAAUUGCCUAAUUAUUACUUGUAAAUAAUUAUUGUAAGUAAUUGUUUAUUCUGUUAAUAAAUAUUUAUGAUGAUUAUGGUUCAAGAUUAUGUACAAUUUCUUUUUUUCUAAAAGCUGGAAUAAGAUACACACACACACACA
Messenger RNA from Clarias gariepinus (North African catfish), 901 nucleotides. RefSeq names its product pleckstrin homology domain-containing family S member 1-like. Lineage: Eukaryota; Metazoa; Chordata; Actinopteri; Siluriformes; Clariidae. The transcript has 8 exons. The record is from RefSeq and is a predicted model, not a curated record. The coding region runs from base 173 to 655 and encodes 160 amino acids.